GCGUGCAAGGAGCUCUACGAGGUUCCCGGCGGUGACCAGGUUGCUGCUGUCCCUCCUCGGGGAGCUCAGCGGCGACCUGGCCCGUCGGUGGCCUCCUCGAGCCGCAUUGUGCGGACAGGUUUUCUGUGCGCACACGUAUCGUACUCCACUGUGCAUCUCGUGUACGGGCCGUCCCAUAUCUUCGGGUACUUCGUUGGCUGCGACGACCUCCUCUCCGUGGGCCUACAGACGACAGGUGCCAGGUUCUCUGUUGUGUCAAGUGAGACAGCUCCUAUUGGAGCAGGUGCAUAGGCCGCUUGCUUUGAUCGCACUCGUUGCAUUUGUUAUCUUGUACUUCCAGGCCGCUUGUUUUGUACUUGUUGCAUUGUCUGCUUGUACUUCCAGGCCGCUUUUGAUUGUGCUCGCCGCAUUUGUUAUCUAGUACGAGUUGCUCUCAGCACGUAUCCAAUUUUGACUUUGGUCGCAGUCUGAGUACUCAUAUUCACAACGCAGUGGGAAUCUUCGAGGGGUGGUUGGAAUCGUGUCUUUCGUGAGUUAGAAGUUGCAGUUCGAGAUGCAGUUCGAGUUUCUUCAGUACUUUGACAGUUUUGUGACAUCGGAGUAUCUUGAUAUUGAGGUCUUUGGGCAUCCGAUUUCAUAUUUCGCCUCGAGUGAAGUUCAGAAUUCAUUGUACUUGAUAUUGAGGUCUUUGAUAUUGAGGUCAUACGUCGCCUCGAGUGGAGUUCAGAACUCAUUGCACUUGAUUUCCACAUACUUCGAGUUAGAACUGUUGUGAUUUGUCAUUGCGUUGCCAUUAUUCAUGCCUGUGUGUGUUGUCGUGCAUGCACGUGUGUUGAAUAAGAGCUUCGCCUGAUCUUCACUUUGUUCGGAUAAGAGCCCGCAUUCGCUCUAAGUAGUGGUGGGUGUCUUGGCUCACUCUGUAUGUUGCGCGUUGAGUUCGUUAUCUAGUCCACAUUUCGACGUUGUGUUUCACGUGCAUGGUCUUCCAGUGGUGCUGAGACGGUAAUCGCUAUAUGUGGUUACUGCAUGGUCUCGCAUUGCUUUGAAGCGCACUCGCUAUUGUAGUUCUCUUAGUUUCGUGUUUGUCUCAGUGGUGUUGAGACGGUAAUCGCUGUAUAAACCAGUGUCUACUGUAUGGUCUCUCACUUCUUCUAGCUUUGCUUCCAUAUCUAUGGCCUGCAUUGCUUCACUCAUUAGAUUGUUAGUUGUUUUCUCGUGUACUUGCAGUCUUGUGCAUUUCUGUACAGCUUCGCUGUUUGAUGCAUCUCUGCUUUAAUCUUUGCAGUUUCGCUGUUUAGGUUCUCUGUGUCCUGGCCUGCUCCCUUGGGAGCUCGAAUCGGCCAACGCAGACAUCGCAGACCAUGUUGCGGUACCCCUUUCGAGUGCAGAGUUUUCUUCGGCACCCAAAGUGCAGACAGAUUCCGAUGUCACGCUCAAUGUUGUAUUGAAUCCAGGCUGUGCGCAGAGGGCUCCUUCGUCUGAUGCAAGGUCUCAGGAGUUGGUUCUCGAUGUAUCCCUUUCGAGAGCGGAGUUUUCUUCGACACCGAACGUGCAGGCAUAUUCUGAUGUCGCCCUCAAUGAGGUAUCGAAUCCUGGUUCUGAUGCGUCUGUCCGUGUCGCUUCUUCGGAGUCGCGCCAGAGGACUCGAGGGAGAGAUCGUGACAAGGUCAAGGGGACCUCGACGUGCUCUCAGGCCACCAAUGCCGAUGUCAAAGCGUGGAUUGACGCUGUUGCCAGCAUGAACGAGUUGAAUGCGAUCCAGUAUCUGAAGAACGGAACGGAUUUGUUUGAUAAGCUGGCGACAGAACGUGGGUUCCCUACAAAGAGGGCCCAAACAUAUUAUGCUUGGAAACUGUAUGAGAUGCUCCAGAAUGUGCAAGCGACGUUGGAGGAUCUUCUAGAAUUCUUCGAGGUGCACAGGUACUUGACAGGACACAUGAACCGCGCCGAGACUGCCAAGUUUCUCGAGGUUUCCAAGUGCAGCGAUUACCGAAUACAAUUCUUCGGACGCCCGAGGAGUUUCGACAAGUGCAGCGAUUCCCAAUACAGGUGAAACUCUACGUGUUUCGACGUGCGUGGUUCCUCCGACAGGUUCGCACCUUGAGUGCAACGACAGAGGCAGAAAGCAAAUUUCCCCAAAUCGUCGUAACAUUAUGGGCGUGGCCGCACUGGCAAGUACCUGCAUCUUUCAGUGGGGUUGGAAUCCAAGCUUGGGUGCAUCCUUCAACGUAUUAUUUCAGUGUGUGCAUGUUCAGUUCUUGGCCAGGUUUCUCUGGCUCUCAUGUCGUAAUUUUAUUUUCGCCUCAUCAGUUGUUGUCACUGUUGGAGGGUUUCAGUUGCCUUGUGCAUUCUACCGCGGAGCGUGUUUUGUAUGAUGCUCCCUCAGGUGGGUCAACUCUUUAUGCAAUGUUGUUUCGAGCAUGAUAUUCGAGUCUCAGACACUUGUCUAUAUUUGUCGGCGCCAACUACCACUCCUUAUAUUGCACAGCUACGCUGAUUUAUUUUCUGUGCUGUUCGUUCCUUGUCAUCAGAUGUCGGUGCCAACAACCGCUCUUCAUAUAUUGUACAGCUACGUUGUUUUGCUUCUUGUGUAUGAGACUUGACUUUGCUUGACUUUGUUGCUCAUCUUUGCAUUUGUGUGAUUCUCUUAUAUUCCGACUGUUUCGCAGACUGGUGUUAUAAGAGUUGAGUUGACUCGCAAUGGUGAAAUUAGAGUUCGCCUGAGACUUCGUUGGACCUGGCCUCAGUGGCCAUGAUGGUCCCAGCAAAGACGCAAAGACGCAAAAUACCAGGUUGACGGUUCACCGCUGGCGCCAGUUCCGGCGCGGGAUGGAGCUAGUUGGUUGACCCGUCCAGAAGAGACAAAGUGAGAACUUUUGGUCGGUUUUGCUGGUAUUUGAAAGAUAUACCUCGUAGAGCUCUCCGGCAUCGAUGAACUAGAGGAAUUCCGCCUCGGGGUGCAGCUAGUUGACCCACCCGGCCCGGGCGGACAAUGUGACGACUUUGGGUCGGUUUAGCUAAUAUUAUUGACAACGAAAAAUACAAUUUCGACGUUUUUCUAGAAAUGCUCCGAUAAGCUCUCUGCUUUGAAUCUAAGCACUCUUACGCGUGCAAGGAGCUCUACGAGGUUCCCGGCGGUGACCAGGUUGCUGCUGUCCCUCCUCGGGGAUCUCAGCGGUGGCCUGGCCCGUCGGGGGCUUCCUCGAGCCUGUCUCCUCAGGCUGCCCCCUGGGCGGCCGUGUGCGCGCGGGCGGGCCGUGCAAUAAAUUCGGGUACUUCGUCGGCUGCGACGACCCGCUCUCCUUGGGCCUACAGACGAUAGGUGCUGGAGGCCAGCUCUGUUUGGCAUCAGAAGUGGGACUGACUUCAACGCAUAGGUCGCUGUCGUCGCUUUGUACUUGUUUGUACUGCCUGCUUGCGCUUUCUCCAUUAUUGUUCUUGCACGCGUGUGUAUUCUUUGACAUUGAGGUACUUUGACAGUUCUGUGACAUUGGAGUAUCUUGAGAUUGAGGUUCUCUGCAUUGUAUCGGCGUGCCUGUUUUCAUUCUUUCUUUGAAUCGUAUCGAUCAGAAUUCAAGAUACUUGAGUGCGUUAUCAGACAUUCAGUUAUGCAGGUGGUUCAAGAUACUGAGUGCGUUAUCAGACAUUCAGUUAUCCGUGAGUUACUUCUUGAGUGCGUUAUCAGACAUUCAGUUAUCACAUAUUUGACGUGAGCAUACGACUCUUGUCUUACCGCGGGUUGUUACGACAUAUUUCGGACUUUGUGUUUGCGUUGACUCUUGCCAUGCUGUGUGUGUGUGUGUGUCGGACAUGCGCGCAUGUUGGUAUAAGAGCUCCGCGUGAUCUUCACUUUGUUCGGAAUAAGAGUUUUGCAUUUGCCCACUCCCGCUCAAAGAGUGGUGGGUGUCUUGCCUGACUCUGUGCACAGUCGACCGCAAAUUCGUUGUGUUUCACGUGCAUGGUCUUUCAGUGGUGCUGAGACGGUAAUCGCUAUAUGUGGUACCACAUGGUCUCGCAUUACUUUGAAGUGUACUCGUCAUUUUAGUUGUUAGUUUUGUGUUUGUCUCAGUGGUGUUGAGACGGUAAUCGCUGUAUACACCAGUGGUUACCGUAUGGUCUCUCACUGCUUCUUUUCUCAGUGGUGCUGAGACGGUAAUCGCUGUAUGUGGUUACUGCAUGGUCUCGCAUUGCUUUUAUUAUUUAUUCCAUUUUAGUUGUUUCUUAGUGUGAUAUGCGCUCUUGGGCAUUGCUGUACAGCUUCGCUGUUCGUACGCUCAGCGUUUUGCUCUCAGGCUCUGUUCUGAGUUGCUUUGUGUGUUCGGUCUGCCUCCGUGGAGGCUCGAAUCGACCGUCUGGAAAAGACCGCAAAAGACCAGGUUGACGGUUCACCGCCGGCGCCAGUAAUUCCGGGGCGCUGGAGAGCUAGUUGGC
Messenger RNA from Prorocentrum cordatum, 4431 nucleotides. The record is from the annotation of a GenBank genome assembly. NCBI's taxonomy places the organism in Eukaryota, Dinophyceae, Prorocentrales, Prorocentraceae.